GAAAUGCAUCGACACAGUGAACGUAUUUGGGUGUAUUCAUUUGGGUGAGAGCAUCGCCAGAGACCACUUAACCGGGCGAGCUCUUCUUGUAAGACGUUCAACAUACGAAGAAAACUGCAGAAAUAACUCGCGUUCCACUGUGCGCGCAUCAAACCAAACACCAUGCGCAGGGGGUAUUAUUUUGGAUGGCUCCUUGUGCUCUUGGCACUGUUUACUUGCAGUGAUGCAUCUAGUCAAACUGUCAACCAGGAGCUUUCAAAUAUUUUCAAUGAGCUCUGGAAGCUGGAUGUGAAUCGCCUGAGCCCUGGGACUCAUUACAAUAUCUCACUACAGGGCAAAGCUGGUUACAUACCACAGGGAAGCACCAGUGCGGUAGACCAUGCCUCAUUCCCACUGUUUACCAGUGUUGAUGAGGCCAAACUGAACUCCAUUACCACUUAUGCACGCUUCAUGAAGCUUUUGGACAACUAUGAGAGGUCCACUGGUGUGGCAGAGAGGGUGACCGCUGAGGAGGUGACCGAAAACAACUCCUUUCUGGAUGCUAUUUUAGAGACAGCAGUCAUGAAGCGUGCACACCGGUACCUGAUUGGAAAGGGAAAAUCACGCUCGGAUCAGAGAAGGUUUAAGAAUCAGUUGAACAGCAUGUGGUUCCGCCUUUAUCAUAGAGACAGAAACGGAGGGGAGGACUCCAGUGGAUUUGAGCAUGUGUUUGUUGGGGAAACCAAGUUUGGCAGAGAAAUCAUGGGUCUUCACAACUGGGUCCAGUUUUACCUGCAAGAGAAGCAGGAGAUUCUUGAUUAUAAGGGCUACAAAGCCAGGGACAAUGAUGUGCCUAAUAAAGAUGACCAUGUCUUGAAUGUGCAAUUCAGCUGGCAUGGUUUGGUCAAGCCAGUGGCCAGCGCCUUUGUUGGUGUGAGUCCUGAGUUUGAGAUGGCCAUCUUUACCAUCUUGUUCCUCACAUCCACUGAGAAGACCACCACAGCCGUGGUCAAUCUGGAUGAGUACCAGCUGGAGAUGGUGGUGUAUAGACACGGCCGCUCGAUCGGGACCGCUUAUCCCAAACUGCUGAGCAGCAACAACAGACAUGUAUAGAUCCCACAUCCUGUUCUACCCUGACAGUAGCUUUCCAGACAUUUCUUUAAAUGGGUUUUAAAGGCAUAUUGUAAUUUUAGAUAAGUAGACAUUUGUUUUGUAUUGGAGAAGUCUUAAUUUUAGAUGCUUGUUUACUUUGAUAAUAUCCUUAACAAACUACAGUAUGCUUAUGUACAGAGUUUCGUUUUCACUGAAAUUCAGCAAAUAUUUCAUUUCCUCAGAACUGCUUUCAUACAAUGGUAAUUUCUUGUUUUUUAUAUCUAUUUGCUUAUUUUGACCAUGACUGCUGUUAAAUAGCUACAUAGUUGGUAAUGGAAAAUCGAGAUUUAACAUUAAAAAUAAUUUUUAAUCCA
Cyprinus carpio (common carp) is the source of this 1445-nucleotide messenger RNA. RefSeq names its product uridylate-specific endoribonuclease C-like. The record is from RefSeq and is a predicted model, not a curated record. Gene Ontology annotation, molecular function: RNA endonuclease activity. Lineage: Eukaryota; Metazoa; Chordata; Actinopteri; Cypriniformes; Cyprinidae.